GAAGUCCAUCAAUAGUUUUCCGGAAGGCAAAGUGUCCGCAACCAGCGUGGAAAAGCACCUAGGACGGAUACCAGAAGAAAAAAAUCGAAUCGUUCUGUGCCAAUAGUCUGCUGUUGUCUGCAGUCAGUCACCGGUGAACAUCGCAUACACCAACACUAUCUUCAUUCUCGGUCGGUCGGUUGGUCGGUCGUUUGUUCACCUUUCCGGUGAAGACAGCUCGGUUGGAAAGUUAUUCAAAAGUGUGUAGUAACUGACGGAACGAAAAAAACUCAACCCACAGAGUUUUCUUUCGUGAAACAGCCACGCGGAAAUGACAUCAGUGCAAUUUCCGGUACAGACGUAACAAAACCGCAUGAAAAGAACACCUUCGCCAUCCCUGUCCGACUGCCGCAGGGGAAAAACAGACAACAAAACGGAAACGAGCUUUCAGUGAGGAUGAAAUUGUUUGGUCAGUACGGUAUAAUUGGAACGAUAAACUACGUGCACCCGUUGGAAGCAUUCGUUCAUUUCGAAGCCGUGGAGUCAUUCCCAAGCAAUUAGUGAUUUAUCAUAAUCAUAAACUUCACCGGUAUCUAUACGGUCUACAAACGCAGAGGCGACCAUUCGCGUUGGUAAGAAGUCAACAUACUUACUGCUCAGCGAUCACAUGAGCAUAUUUUCGGCGAGCUGAUCCAAUCAGGACUGUUCACCGGAGAAAGUACUCUUCAGAGAAUGUCUACACAAAUGAUUUGGACAACGGAUAGCAACCUUGAUGCUACUCAAUUUACCUCCAAGAAAAACAACACCAGCACCAGCAGCAGCAACGAAAGCAGCCCACCAACCAACAAUGAACCGACGCAUCCCGACAACCCGUACCUGGUGGGGGUGCAAUCACGAUUCCGCCGUCGGUACUACCACAAAACCAUCUUCAUUGUGCUGAUUAUCGUGAUAGUAAUUCUUCUGGUCGGGCUUAUCGUUGUCGCUUGUUUGUUGCACUUCCCACCGGACGUUUGCCACACUACGGAAUGUCUCCGGUCGGCGGCAACCCUGAAGCAAAGCAUGGAUAUGAGCGUGGAUCCCUGCGAGGACUUUUACCAGUACACCUGUGGUAACUGGGCAAACGAUCAUCCACGUCCGGAUAGCUAUACCAGUUACGAUUGGUUCAGCGAACGACAGGCGAAGAUCCUGCGCAAUAUUCGUCAAUAUCUGCAGAUGAAUGAGAGUGUUGGUGAACCGAAACCGGUCGGACAAGCCCGAGCAAUGUACAAGGCAUGUAUGAAUUUGACUGCCAUGGAUGCCCUCGGAUAUAAACCAUUGUUCGUCUUGCUGAACGAGUUUUAUCUGCCGAACUAUCCAACGAUGCUGAAUCUAACGGAAACGGACUACGAAAGCUACAGCUUCGAUUGGGUUCGAUCACUAGCUAGAAUAAGGCAACAACACGGUAUGGACUUGAUGAUAGGAUUCGAUGUGUUUCCUAAUCCGAGGGAUCGUGACUACAACGUGUUGGUGCUUGGUACACCCGAAAGAGGGUCUGACUUGCCUUUUAACGAUGAUGUCAUGAAGCACGUAACUAGGGCAAAACGUAAAGUGAUGGCCAACGAAAGGGAAGACGACGACGACGACGACGACGAAAACGACCCGGAAGACAACACCGACUACAUGAAGGCCUACAAAAACUUCAUGAUUGGUGCGAUGAAAGUAUUAGUCAACAGCACUGAUCCCACGAUAGCCCUAGAUUCGUUUGCCGAUAGUUUCAGUAAAGCUGCUGAUAUCUACGUAAAGAUGUCUAGGGUUAUAAUGAAGCUAGAUAAACUAGCAGAGAACAGCUCUAAAAGCAACACCCUAGAAGACUCGCUCAAUCUACAAGAUCUGGUCAACAUGACCGUUCACGACCUUCAAACCCUCACCGAUCUGUACUUGGCUCCCAAGCAGCCACUCCCGAUCUGGGAACACUAUGUUGAAGAGGUUUUCGACGGUAUUCCCGAAGCUCUACUGAACUUAAACGAUGACCUUAUCCUAACCAGCAACGCGGACAUCUUCUACCUUCAGCUACUAGCAAACUACCUAUCGCAAACUCCCCUGGUACACAUCGAACUAUUCAUCUGGUGGACGGUUGUCGAAGAGUUGAUACUGCACACGACGACAGAGAUACGCAAACUGCAUUACGAAUACUACAAGGUGACCACGGUGACCGAGAGUUACACGCCCCGAUCACUGUAUUGUGCCGGAGCUGUCAACAAACUGCUGGGAAUGGCCGUGAGUUAUGCAAUUUCCGAUCCAAACUUUCUGCGGGACAUCAAACCAAAGGUGGAACAUAUGCUGCGAUACAUCCAGGAUGCUUUCGAACGGCUGGUUCGCGAUACAACCUGGAUGGACUGGAAGACCAAGCGAUCUACGCUGGAGAAGUCAAAGGCGAUGCGAAGCCUGAUAGGUUUUCCCGAGUGGAUACUGCAGAAGAAUAAACUGGAGGAGUAUUACGAUAAGAUAGAUAUCAACGAUACGCAACACCUGAAUAAUAUGAUCCAGAUCGUCCAAUUGAAGAACAUCAAGCAGCUUCGGCGGUGGCGCUUGCGGAACGUGCUCGGUUGGGACACCGUCCCGACAAACGUCAACGCAUUCCACACUUUCCAGGACAAUGCUAUUACCAUACCGAUCGCCAUUCUACAGUACCCAUUUUAUCACCUGGGCCUAGAGGCGUUAAACUACGGCGCGAUCGGAACGAUACUGGGUCACGAGUUGACACACGGUUUUGAUGAUAGUGGUCGUCAGUUCGAUAAGGAAGGCAACCUGAAACAAUGGUGGACGAACGGUACGGUUCGAGAGUACGUUAACAGAUCCAGCUGUUUUGUUCAACAAUACAGCGGUUACUACGUCGCAGAAGCAAACGAUUUUAUCGAUGGACAACAAACUCUCGGUGAGAACAUUGCCGACAAUGGUGGAGUCCAGGAAGCCUACCAGGCCUACAAAAUCUACCAGCAGCACAACGGCAAAGAAGCACUUCUGCCAGGUUUCGAAAACUACACCCACGAACAGUUGUUCUUCAUUUCCUACGGAAAUCUAUGGUGCGAAUCUCACACGGAAUCGGCAGCGAAGGCCGCUCUGGACGAUACGCACUGUCCAGGCUGGAUUCGGCUCAAGGGAGUACUCAGCAAUUCCCAGGAGUUCAGCCGAACGUUCGACUGCAAGCGAGGUAGCGGAAUGAAUCCGGCCGUGGACAAGUGUCGGAUUUGUUUCUGUGACCGACCUGCUCAAUAUCCGGAUGAAACGCAAAUAACAAGUGUUAUAGUGAAUGACCUCAAACAGGAAAACAAGAUUGUUUGCUGCAAUCGUUUUACGCGGGAGUAUCGCAUCUACGUGCCUGUCCAGGCAGUGGAGAUCAAUGGUGCAGCCAUCAAAAAGUUGAUGAAAAAGAGCCAGCAAAGUAAAAUGAUUGUACGAUAUCUAGCCUCCUCCAGGAUGGAGGAAUACGAAGAUAACAGGUUCAUGGCCGUAGACACAGAAACCACUCGGAGUUACGUUUCAGGAGAUCGCAGGCCAACUUCUUCGUCCGUCAACAACGGUGGACAGAGUACUUGCCGAGUUAUCUGCCGUCGGUUCGUCAUCUGCGUUCUACUGCUAGCCGUUGUACUACUCUCGUCAUUUAUCUACCUAAUUUUCCACUACGCAAGUACCCUACCGGACAUCUGUCACAGCAAGGAAUGCCUCCGGUCGGCAUCUGCCUUCCAGCAAAGCAUGGACCUGACCGUAGAUCCUUGCGAGGACUUCUACUCGUACGUGUGCGGCAACUGGGCCGACGAUCAUCCCCGUCCCGUAACACAUCCCAGCUACAGUUGGUACAACGAACGGCAGGACAACGUAUACCGCUAUAUAAUGGCAAAGCUGGAGAAGAACGUUAGCCAAUCAGAUCCGAAACCGGUUGUGCAGUCCAAGGCGAUGUAUAAGGCGUGUCUGGACACCGCUGCCCGUAAACAACAAGGGUUCAAAGCAGUUCCCAAGUAUCUGAAAGAAUUCGGAUUGCCCACGAUUCCCACACUGUUAAACUACACUAAAACUACUCCGCGGAAUUUCAAAUUUGACUGGAUCAGUUCGGUUGCCAAGAUUCAACGGAAGUUAGGACUAAAUGUUAUCAUAGGGUUUGAUGUUGUUCCGGAUUAUCUGGACAAGACCCAUAACAGGCUGACUCUGGAGUACUUCUAUGCGCCCGGAGAUUUUAACUUUCCAUACUACGAGUGGUCUAGGUUAAAACCGAAAAGCCCUACUAAAGCUAGUAGCGAUGACGUUGAGUACGAUGACAAAGAUUCGGAGGAAGAUGAUGACGAUGCACCAGAAAUAGCUGAAGAGUUGAAGCAACUGGUUGAGGCAGUCAAGCCAAGUAUGAACUCAACGAAAAUAGAAAAAAGAUUAUCAACGCUAGCGGAGCAGUUCAUAGAAUUUCGCCAAGCUCUUCCGGACGUACCGGAAUCCGAAGAAGAAGAUCCGAACCACUUUACUGUGCAGAAGCUGCAGAACUUGACAGAUUCGUAUCUGGCUCCGAGAAAACCAUUCCCCAUAUGGCAACGCUACCUGGACGUACUGUUCACCGAUCUACCUGGUGUUAAACCAACCUUAACAGACGAGCUACAGAUCGACAAUGCAACAAUCGCCUUCCUACAAAAACUCAUCAAUGCUGUAUCUCAACAGCCGGAGGCACGCAUCGAACUCUACGUCUGGAUGACGGUAACCAGCUACCUGGUGCACAACGAACUGAACGACUUGGAAACGGAAGAGGCAUGUGCCGAGCAUGUGCAAAAGUUUUUGGGAUUAGCCGUCAACCAUGCCGUUUCCGAUAGGAACUUCUUUGUCGAGACGAAACCCCGCGUCGAAAGGAUGCUACGUGACAUUCGGGACCAGUUCGACCGUAUCGUUCUCGAGACGGACUGGAUGGAUGCGCACACAAAAUGUGCGGCACUAGAGAAGUCCAAGGCGAUGAACAGUUUCAUUGGAUUUCCCGAGUGGAUUUUGGACGUUGACAAGUUAGAGCGUUACUAUGAGGGGUUGCAGAUCAGUGAGAGUCGCCAUCUGGAGAAUUGGGUCAAUGCGAUGCAUUUUCUGCUCACGGAUAAAUUGCGAUCUUGGCGACUAGAGAACAAUCGGUUUUCAGAUUUGAACCCAGCGAUUGUGAAUGCGUACAAUCUUCAACAUUGGAAUUUGAUUUAUAUUCCUGUUGCUAUAAUUCAGUAUCCGUAUUACUACCUUGGAUUGGAAGCACUGAAUUACGGAGCCCUCGGGGAGACUCUAGGCCAUGAACUUACCCACGGGUUUGACAAUUCAGGUCGUCACUUCGACAAACAUGGCAACAUGAAACGCUGGUGGUCAAACCAAACGAUUCAGGAGUACGACAAACGGGCAAACUGUCUCGUCGAGCAAUACAGUAACUAUUACGAUACAUUGGCAAAUUCAUAUGUUAAUGGAAGUCUAACGCUCGGUGAGAACAUCGCUGAUAACGGAGGGCUUCGUGAAGCUUUCUGGGCCUAUCGAUCGUUUGCAAAGGAGCACGGUCCAGAGCCGACUCUACCGGGUUUCGAGGACUUUACGCAUGAACAACUAUUGUUCAUCUCGUUUGGAAAUCAAUACUGUGAUGCCAUUUCACCUAGCGCUGCCAAAGGUUUGCUGGAGGAUGAACAUAGUCCGUCCAGAUUUCGAGUGCUUGGAGUUCUUAGUAAUAUGGAGGAGUUCAGUGAGGUGUUCCAGUGUCCCGUGGGUAGUACGAUGAAUCCUGCGAAAAAAUGUCGCAUUUGGUGAUCAUUGGCUUCGAAUAAAAAAAAUCAAUGCAUCGAAUAAAUAACUGUUCUGGUCAAACAAAA
Topomyia yanbarensis is the source of this 5822-nucleotide messenger RNA. RefSeq lists its product as uncharacterized. Gene Ontology annotation, molecular function: metalloendopeptidase activity. Bases 712 to 5760 code for a protein of 1682 amino acids. Gene Ontology annotation, biological process: protein processing. The transcript is spliced from 30 exons. Lineage: Eukaryota; Metazoa; Arthropoda; Insecta; Diptera; Culicidae. Gene Ontology annotation, cellular component: plasma membrane. The record is from RefSeq and is a predicted model, not a curated record.